GUGUGUUCUGGACGUUUGCACGCGCUCUGUGUUUUCUUUAUACAGUACAAGUCUGCGUCUCUAGGCGCACGCGUGUAUCCUGACGUUUUCAUGUGUGUGUUGCGUGUGUGUGUGUGUCUAUGUGUUUGUGCGUGCGUGUUCGCGCGCUCGUUCGUGUGUGCAUGAGUGUAAGAACAGUGCGGUAGUAACGCCGCGUUGCUCGAGUCGCGCGCUUUACUAUUCCCCGCUCCGUUCGUCCGCGCGCUCAAAGAGAUGCAUGUGAGUGGAUGAUCGACGUGUAGACGUACGUCUGGUCCCUGUCUCUUUUUCUUAUUUUCUUUCUCUCCUCCACAUUUUUGUUGCUAGAGCAGAAAUGGACCUCCACCGAGCUGCUUUCAAGUUGGACAGCUCCUCAUAUGUUCCAAGCUCCAUGUCGUCGCCGGCCCUCAUGGUCCUGGCAUCAACGCCUGAGUCCGACCGCGAGCCCUCCAUCGUCCCCUGCCAGACCUCGCGUUCGUUCGGAGUUCCGGUGUCUCUAGAAAAAGACCUGCACCUCCCGUUCCCUGGCGGCUCCUACACCUUUUCCUCUGUGUACCAAAGGCAAGGAGGCUUCACACCCCGAGACUUCCCCACCUCACUGCUCCACCUGCACCCACAGUUCCCCCCGACGCCACUGAGCAUUCUCGGACCUGGAGCGGUGGGAGCAUUCCGGCCCUUCUCUUCUCCAAACGAAGACAGAGACGCAGGGAUUUAUCACUCCGCCUUCCUUCCAACCAAGAGGCUGAAGGGAGGCCAGGAGCUGGAAACGUCACCCCAUCUGCGCUACACAAUCACUGAAGGGAAGGAGUUCGAGUUUGGGGUCAACCAGCUCACCUCCGGGUCUCCCAGUUCCCUGAAAGGAACUGAGGAUUCUGGGAAAAAGAGGUUCACCAUGUCAGGGCUGCUGGUGGAUGCCGAGGCCACGUGUAGCCCAGAGGAACAGAAGGACGGAUGUAAGGUGAAGUGUGUGUGUGAUGUUCAGGCGCCCGUGUGUCCUGUCUGUCACAUGGUUUUGCGACCUGAUGAGCUGCCGGAGCAUGUGGAGCAGGAGAUGGAGAGACUCUCACAGUUGCACCUGAGUACGAGUCAAGCACAGAGUGAGUGUCUCUCGACCGGGUUACCCAGGUCUGUGUUUUCCGUUCACAUUAAGUGCGAAGGUGGGUCAUGUGUUUCGUCGCCCCGCACAACCGACGAUGCCGUGCACUCAGACAGGUACCAGACGUUUUUACGAGUCCGAGCCAACAGACAAACACGACUCAGCGCUCGCAUCGGGAAGAUGAAGAGGAGGAAAGUGGAGGAAGAGCAGAGAGACAGUGUGUGUUUGGAAAACGGAUCAGUGGCAGCAGUAGGAACAGGAGACGAGUGGACGAACGAGUGGAGUGAGAAGAGGAGAGUACAUGUGGUGUCCAUCCUGACCGGAUUCAGAGGUUUAGUAAACAGCGCUUCAAAGGAGCAGCAGGACAGUGAUGUGGAUUUGGACGUAGACGGAGACGAUACUCAGAGUUAUGGCCGAGCACAAUACUCCGAGACAGACGUGAUCCCAAGUGCAGGAGACGCCGAAGACGGAGAGACACUCUUAAAUAGGGAAGCAGCGAGUCGACUUUCUCCAGAACUCAGCAGGUGGUCCACAGCAGAAACACCAUCUACAAGUAAUGAAGACCACAGCAGGCCAGAUGUCAGUAUGAAUGUCUCUCCAGCUUGCAGGAGCUGUCAGUUUGAGCUGUCACCUGGUGACUCUUUUAACACACUGGAAGCUUUGAAGUCACGGAUCCGAGACCUGGAGAAGCAGCUGACUCGAGGAGACCGGAUCAAAUGUCUGAUCUGCAUGGACUCGUAUAUGAUACCGCUGGCUUCGAUCCAGUGUUGGCAUGUGCACUGUGAGGAGUGCUGGCUCCGUACACUGGGAGCGAAGAAGCUGUGUCCUCAGUGUAACACCAUCACUUCACCGGGUGACCUGCGGCGUGUGUAUUUGUGACAAGGGCAUGAUGAGGCACCAGACACCAUCCACAGCAACCACGACAUGAAGAUGGCAUUUUUACUGGACUUCGAUUAAGAACACUUCUUUAUUAUUCAUGCUGUCGCACUCCAGUGUAUUGAAAAUGAACAGUAGUUAUUGUUUUGUGUUUCAUUAUAGGGUCAUAUUCACAGAUUUGACAGGUGCAAGCACCGUUCAGAAGUUAAAUGACAUUUUUUGCUUUGCAUUUGUGAGUUUUUUUUAAUCAGAGGAGUGUUUUAGUUAUGCCAAAUUCAACCACCUUUGAGGCAUUUUUUUUGCAUGAUUUCGGCUUGAGUGAUUAGUGGUGUUCAAUCCAGCACAACCAUCUGAAAGUGAUUUAACUAUAAUAUUUCCUACCGGAAAUAUUAUUCAGGCAAAAAAUAAUGCAAAUAUGUUCAUGAAUGCUAUGAAUAUUCAUAUACGGACAAAAAAAGCAUGUAAUUAUGACACUAUUCAUUAAUAGAUAAUAUUAAUAAUAUAAAAUAUAAAAAUAAUAAUAUAAAAAUAUAUUCAUAUAAAUUAUAUAUAUAAAAAUAUAUAUAAAUUGAUGAAGGAACUUCCUUUUACCUACAUUUAACACCAGAAGAGGGAACAAAAUUGAUCAAACAAAACAAUUAAAAGCAUCAGAGCACAAUAAUGAAGCAAAAUGACUGAUCAAGCACUGUUUUGUGAUGAAUGAUGCACGUAGAAGCGAUUUUGUUUAAUUACACCUGUGAAUUAUGUGAUAAUUACAAUUUGAAUAAUUUAUGCAGAGACAUUACUAUGAGAUGAGAUAUAUCACCAUAUAUCUCAUUUAUAUUUAUUCUUUUUAUUCCCUUAUUUUUAAAUCAACUCUUGCUUGUUUGCUAUUUUUAAAAAAAAGUAUUUUUUCAGUCAAUAUUUUCUCUUCUUGAUUUUUUAAAAGGUCAGCGUUUGCUUGGAAAGACAUUAAAAACCUCAGUCUCACACUUUUAGUCAACAUAAAUGAAACUACAUGCAGGUGAAUAUUAAAAAAAAAUCCACUGAAGCAGCUGCGCAACCCGACUCUGAACACCAGGAACAUUUCUCAAGCCAAAAUCGAUUUAAUUUCACGUUACAGCAAAGAAACAACUCCAUUUUCACACAACACAAAGACCAAUAGAUGCAAAUGCAAGUAAACAAUCUUUAUCAAUCUAAAGUGAACAAAAUUUAAAACAGAUAGUAAAUCUAUUUGUCAGGAAACAGAAUAGUUCUACAAAUUACAGGUAAAAUAUCAACCAGCAGAUACUGUUUAUAUACUAUAUGAUUGAGUGUGAGUGAUUAAACACAUAUGCAUUUACAUUUACACCAUUUAACAGAUGCCUCUUAUCCAGAGCGAAGAAUAAAAGUGCUUUGAAUUCUUGCUAUCUGCAUCGUACCACCAAGAUACCAUCUGCAACCUGAUACAUGAAGAUACCAUCAGCGUAAAACUCUGUUAAGAGAAAUUAUACCAUUUUUUAAACAAACAGGGAAAAUGUGUUAGUUCAAGUGUUUCAGGAAGAGGUCCUCUGCCGUUGUUUGAAGUUUAGCAUUGACCCAGUUGUUCGGACAUCUAUGGGAAAUUUCAUUCCACCACCUCAAAGACAGAACUGAAACAGUUUUGAUUUAUAUACCUUUCUCUUACCCUGAGAGAUGGUGGGAGCAGUCGAGCAGUGCUCAGAAGGAGCAUGGUGCAGUGCAGUGAUCAGAGCUUAACGCACUCACUCGGAAGCUGGGUGCGCUGCAGUGUGUAGGAAAUGUGGUCUGUGGCAGCCAUGUUGGAUUGUCACAGUGUUUUCUCGGAAAAUAUGUUACCUGGCAUCAAACCUGUGAUCUCUGAAAAUGACCCUUUAUGAAUGCGCACGCACACACACACACACACACGCUCUGUCUCUCUCUCUCUCUCUCUCUCUCUCUCUCUCUCUCUCUUGAUCUCUCUUUUGAUGUAAAUAUAUUAACCAGAGAACUUGUACAUUUGUAUGUUUAAUAACUUUUGUAAUUUAAUACGUCAAAUAGAUUUUUGGGAGCCUUUACGACUCAACAUGAGCUUGUGACUGUAGAGUAAGAUUUUAGUCACAGUAAUUUUACUAUCAUUCAUUAGCACAUUUGAGUAAAAACAGGAUACUAAACAUUUAGAUCAUCAGAUUAGAUUGUUAUCCGAUAAUUAUUAUUAGGAUGUUUUGAAAUUCUUCCAACAGUUAAAAGAUUAAAAUAAAGGGGUUUUGGACCCAACUGAACCCUGGGAUAUGCUCCUGUUCAGCAAAUGAAGGUGAAGAAAUCUCAGAUUGUUUUUCUAUAUAUAUACACUUUAAGCAUUAUUUUGUUUUCUUUUAAAUGCGUAUCCUGGUAGCCUUACGACCUAAUUAAGAUGACACCUGAAUAUUUACUCCUUUUUUCUUCAUUGUAUGAUAUUACUAGCAAUCUUGAGCUCAGAGUGUUCAAAUUGAGAGCUAAAAAUGAGAGCUAAUCAAGUGAGUCACAGUGGAAGCCACGUGGAGGUCACGAGUCUGACAAGAUGGACGACGUUGAAGACGAGGCCAGGUAGCGGAGCCAAGAUUCUCGGCAGAGACUUAACUGAGGAAAAAUUUACAAACAAACCAGCUCUGAGCCCAUAACUAAAUAUCGUAACUACGCUUUGUUACUUAUUUCAAACAUAAGAUGUGAGUUUUCUUGAGUACGGCGUGUAGCGCUAUAGUUUUGUUGAUGUAUGUACUGAACGUUGGAGCGAUUAAGCACUUUUAAUAGUUUUAAUCUGAUAUUAAUGACGUGUAAAUAAACAUGCACAUGU
This is a messenger RNA of Silurus meridionalis, 4778 nucleotides long. RefSeq names its product ring finger protein 220b (gene rnf220b). Bases 353 to 1993 code for a protein of 546 amino acids. NCBI's taxonomy places the organism in Eukaryota, Metazoa, Chordata, Actinopteri, Siluriformes, Siluridae. The transcript is spliced from 15 exons. The record is from RefSeq and is a predicted model, not a curated record. Gene Ontology annotation, molecular function: metal ion binding; ubiquitin protein ligase activity. Gene Ontology annotation, biological process: protein ubiquitination.